CAAGGCCAUGAACGCCGUGCCCUUUACAUCUCCCAAUCAUAUGGAUGAGAACGGCCGCGGAAGCGACACGGACUCGAAUCCCGAUGAAUCCCCGGAGUAUUACCAGCCGAUCUCCGCCGCCGAUGACUCCGACUCUGGAUCGGACUCCCCGGUCGAUUUUCCCCAGCGUCUCCCCAACGGCUACUGCGUGGAGAACGGAGUGUCAUCCCUCAGCGUAAACGACGGCUUCGAGCUAACAAGCAGCGACGAUGACGGGGACGAUGAGGGGGAAGAAGAGGAAGAGAGAGCGAGAGAGGCUUAUGAUGCAGCCAUGAGCAGAGCUUUCAGGGAAGACGAGACCCGAAGGAAUGCGCCGUUGACGCCUCACGACGGCACGAGGGUGAUGGAAGCCAUGCGUGGAGUCUCGUUUGGUGGACUCGCUCCCGAUUGGGCCCAGAGCGUGCCCGAGGAUCAGUGGAUCGAGCGUCUCCGGAGGCUCCGGCAGCCACCGAACACCCCGAAUUGAUGCGCUAUGGAAAUUAGGAUAAUUCUUGUCUUGAGUGAUUAAUGACUUGAUGCGGGGCCGAAUGCCCAAAAGUUGUUUGAGGAAAUUUCCUGAGAGACUAUGAGAUUGGAUAGAUGAUGUAAGGUUUUUCUGCAUUUGGCAUUCAUUUCCAGAAGAGUACUGUCAAAACAUACUGUAAGGUGAAUGAGCCGGAGGAGGGCACAUUCAAAUUUUAAUUUUAGCCUAAUAAGAGACAUUCCACCUCGGUUGUAUGCCACUUUUCUUGUUUGUCUG
Molecule: messenger RNA, 778 nt
Organism: Rhodamnia argentea
Lineage: Eukaryota; Viridiplantae; Streptophyta; Magnoliopsida; Myrtales; Myrtaceae
Exons: 3
Coding region: 8-505 (165 amino acids)
Source: RefSeq, a predicted model, not a curated record